Molecule: messenger RNA, 2184 nt
Organism: Dimorphilus gyrociliatus
Lineage: Eukaryota; Metazoa; Annelida; Polychaeta; Dinophilidae
Source: the annotation of a GenBank genome assembly
GAAACUCAAAAAUAACCAACUUCCGUUCUUAGGCCGCCGCCGAAUUUCGAUUUAAUAUUCUUAAUACAACAGAUUAUGCAACGUGUUGGACGAUCGUUUGCUACUAAACAGCUCCUUCGAAAGUUUGAUAAUUUGAACGCUAGGGUAAUAAAUAUCAAAGCUCAAGACUUUGAGAAAACUGCAAUCCCUAUCUUACAAUGCAAUUAUUCAAAUGGCGCUCAUAAAGAUGUUACACAAGCUAAUAAACUCGUAAGAUAUGGUAAAUGGGGUGACAGAGAUCCAUACAAAGACAUUAAUGGCUUUACACUACCAAAAUUCGUAUCCCAAGGCUUUCUUCAAACUCCAACCUACAUUAGAAACUACAAACGUUAUGCUUCAUCAGACCGUCCACUACCUCCACCACCACCACCACCACCUACUAAGGAAUCUGUAACUCCAUACUUGAUUAUUGGAGCCGCUGGAGCUGCUGGACUAGGAUAUUAUCUAUGGAAAAAUUGGACAGAAUUUUUAGCUCUCCUUGGUAUUUGUCCAGAAGAUAAAACAGAUUCACCGACGUCGAGAAAAGAAAAAAGAGCAGAUGAUCCUAUCUCUAUAAAAUGCGAUAAGGAACCGGAGAGAGAAUGUGUAGUUUUAAAUACUCCAACUCCAGAUCAACCGGGUGAUGGACCGAGUGCUAAGAGAUUACCACCACCUAAAUAUCCAGAUUGGAAAAAUUGUCCGGCUAUACCAGGAUAUGCAUCAUAUUUAAUUAUUGGUGCAGGUACAGCAGCAAAUGCGGCUUACAGAGCUAUUCGAACUAACAAUCCGAAGGCAAAAGUCCUCAUCAUCAGUGAAGAAUGCAAUUUGCCAUACAUGAGACCGCCAUUGUCCAAGGAAUUAUGGUUUAAUGACAGUCGUAAGCUUACUGAAGAUCUAAAGUUCAAACAAUGGAACGGAAAAGAACGAAGCAUAUUCUAUGAAAAAGACUGUUUCUACACUAGCCCAAAGGAACUUCCUUAUAAAUCAUGCGGAGGUGUUGCUGUUGCUCUUGGUCGUAAAGUUCAAAAAAUUGACGUCGAAAACAAAGUUGUUUCCUUAGAUAAUAAAUGGCAGAUAAAUUACGAUAAACUUUUGAUUGCUACUGGUGGUAAACCUCGUCAACAUCCCAUAAUUGAUAAUUCAGAUGAAGAAGUAAAGAAGAGGACAACUGUUUACAGGAAAAUUGUUGAUUUUCAAAAACUUGAUUGCGUAACGAGCAAAGGAAAGUCCGUUGCAGUAAUAGGAGGGGGUUUUCUUGGCUCGGAAUUGGCUGUUGCUCUAGGAAACAAAGCGAAAAAAAGUAAUGCUAAAAUUUACCAAAUAUUCCCGGAGAAAGGUAACAUGGGAAAAGUUUUACCUCAAUAUCUAUCUAAUUGGACAACGGAGAAAGUUCGCAAUGAAAACGUAAAUAUCAUCCCUGAAUCAACUCUCACAAAGGCCACAAUGUGCAAAAAUGACAAAGUAGCAUUAACUUUAUCAAAUGGUCAAGAAAUUCAAGUUGAUCACAUUGUUGUCGCUAUCGGCUUGGAGCCAGAUGUUUCCAUUGCAGAAUGUUCAGGACUUGAAGUAGAUCCUAUUCGUGGAGGUUUCCUCGUCAAUGCAGAAAUGAAAGCUAGAGAAGAUAUCUGGGUUGCUGGAGAUGCAGCUUCGUUUUAUGAUAUUAAAUUAGGAAGACGUAGGGUUGAACACCAUGACCACGCUGUUGUCAGUGGAAGAUUAGCCGGCGAGAACAUGUCCGGUAAAUCUAAACCCUAUUGGCACCAAAGUAUGUUUUGGUCUGAUUUAGGUCCGGAAGUCGGGUAUGAGGCGAUUGGACUUGUUGACAGUAGCCUACCAACGACGGCUGUAUUUGCAAAAGCCUGUAAAUCAGAUAGUCCAAGGGCUGUUGUUGAGGAAACGAAUGAAAAUCUACGAAGUGAGACCGAAGAGUCUGUUUGCAUUGAAAAGGUUAAAGUCGAUUCGGAAACAAAACCAGCCCCCCCAAAUGGUACAGAAGACUUCGGAAAGGGGGUAAUCUUUUACACAAAGGAUAAUGUAGUUGUUGGAAUGGUCAUGUGGAAUGUAUUUAACAAAAUGAGUAUUGCCCGAAGAAUAUUAAAAGAACAAAGGAAAUAUGAUGAUUUGACUGAAGUGGCUAAACUAUUUGAUUUGCACGAAAAUAAUUAA